AUGGACAACUCGGGGCAGCCGCUCCCUCCCCCGACCUCUGCCUCGAACCCGUCCAACCCGACCAGCCCGGACGACUCCUUCGCUGAUUUCCACAUCCCGUCAACCACCGACUCGCCCAGCAACAAUGGCGCGUUCAACCACAACACCACAUCCCCACAACCGCACUCACACCCUGCCUUUCCAGGCGCACAGGUCUACACGCCGACCGCCACGCCCUCCGACCGUCUGAACCCUCGCAGCUGUGUCACCUGCCGGAGGAGAAAAGUACGCUGCGACAAGCACAUGCCAUGUUCGAAUUGCCGCCGAGCCCAGAUCCCAUGCAUCUUUCCUGCCCCAGGCCGCGCACCGCGCCGCCCACGACCAAAGGAUCCCAACGCGCCACCCAAGCAGCCAUCCAGCGAGCGGGAGAUCGAGCUGAUGAAGCGGCUGCGGAAGCUGGAGGGCAUUGUCGAGGAGCUGAGCGGCCAGAUCGAGGUCGAGACUGCGAGGAAUCAUUCCAGCAGCGGCGAUUCCCCCGAGACCACCACCGCCAAUGCCGGGACCGAUUUCCACACGCCCAAUUCAGGGCCGAGGCACGAGAGGGCAGAAAGUAUGACAGCGGGCAGCACACAUAGUCAGGGGUCGCCUCCAGCGCCCGGCGACGGCAGGAUGGCAGCCCCCUACAACUUCAAUUCUAGCUCUGGCAACGUCGCGCAACGACCCGACAACGUCAACAAGAAGUUUGGGAGGCUGGUCAUUAAUGACCACGGCAAGACCAGAUAUGUCAGCAGUGCAUUCUGGUCCAAGAUCACGGAUGAGGAGAAUGUGGACCCUAUUGUCAAAAUACUACACGUGCCGACCGUCGAAAUUCUAGUCAAGGAGACGCGAAAAAACCUGGAUAGCCUAACACCCGGGAACGAGGCUCUGAUGUUUGCAAUCUACUUCGCGGCCAUCACUUCCAUGGACGAGGAAGAUACCAAGAAGAACUUCGGAGUCGAUAGGCCGAGGCUGAUUUCGCAAUAUCGCUUUGCGUUGGAGCAGUCUCUUGCCAAGGCCGAGUUUUUGGUGUCGUCGGAGAUGGUUGUUCUCCAGGCCUUUAUUCUCUUCCUGGUUCUGGUCAGACGUCACGAUGAUACUCGAGUGUCCUGGACCCUGACAGGGCUCGCCAUCCGAAUGGGUCAAUCUAUGGGCCUUCACCGCGACGGGACGUCAUUUCCGGGCCUGACACCGCUCGAGAUCGAAAUGCGGCGGCGACUGUUUUGGGCGCUUUGCAUCCUGGACCUUCGAGCAGCCGAGGAUCAGGGCACUGAUUUGACCAUUGUCGACCGGACCUUCGAUACCGAGUUUCCUCUCAACAUCAACGACACCGAUCUCACACCAGAAACGACGGAGAUGCCUCAAGCCCGGCAGGGCUCAACAGACAUGACCUUCUCCCUAAUAAGAUACGAGAUCUGCGGGCUUGCGAGGCGUCUGCACACCAUGUCCUCAGCAAAUGCUGGGUCCUGCCCCCGAGAUGCAGCAAUAUCUUUCGAAGAGCGUGAGAAUAUGGUCAGGGAGGUAUACGCGAGCGUGGAAGGGAAGUUCUUCCGCGGCGCCGACGCCUCGCAGGACCCGAUCUUGUGGACGGCGGCGAACAUAGCCCGCGUCAUCGUCGCGAAGAUGACGCUUGUUAUAUACCAACCUAUGCUCUUCCCAGGGCCUGAUGGCGAGAUCCUCUCCAGCGCAAUCCGUGAUCGCAUCUUCACCGCCGCCACCGAGAUUUUCGAGUACAACCACCAACUCAACACAGACCCACGAUCCAGGCCAUGGCGCUGGCUCUUCCUUACGUACACGGCAUGGCAUGCUGUGGCAUAUGUACUGAUGGAGGUCGUUCGUCGCCCUUGGAGCGCUGCUGUUGAGCGAGCAUGGGCGGCCCUGAAUGCUACUUUUGCUAGCCCCAAUACUGAUGAUCUGAACCGUAUAGCAGGAGAUCAAUCCGUUUGGCUGCCGCUCAAGAAGAUCUACAUCAAGGCCAGAAAGCACCGAGAAGGAGAGAUAGCUCGACUCAAGGCUGAUCCCCAAGCUGCGCAGGAGCUAGAGCUGGAAGAGCGCAGGAACGCGGGGGCACCGGCAAGCUUCGCAGCCAUGCCUGGGUCAGUCAAGAGUGCGGUGGCCAAUGAGAGGUGGCGAAAACUUGUCAACGCACCGCGACUACCACCUGAGGUAGAACGGGAGACCAAGUCUUUCCCGACAUUCCCACAACAGCAAGGGCAACAACAAGAACCAUCGGGGCCACAGAGCGAGGCUGUCAGUGCGCCUCCACAGGUGCCGAACAACAUGGGCAUCGGUGGCAGCCUGCCAGGUCAGAACGUGGGUGACGAACGGGCCAUGGAAAUUGUGGAGAACGUCAUGAACCAGCCUCAUUUCCAGCCCGACAGCUUUUGGCCUAUAGCCUUCUCACCACAGUACGCCGAUAUCGCGCGCGCUGCAACGAGCAGCGUGGGGUUCCCCUUCAUGUCUGGCAGCGACCCGAUCCCAAGGCAGGACUCGACUCUCGCCAACUUCGCCAACGGCAACGGUGACACAGCCACCAGUCGCGCAGUCCCUGGGACCUCGAUGUCGACCGACCCAAGAAUGCAGCAGACGCCUCUGGUCGACGCGCUUAAGGUCGAGGGCAACCUACCUCCGUGGUUGUGGAACGACACGCCGGUCGCAGCCACGCAGACCUUUGCAGGCACCCCUGGCUCCGUGGCAACGGCUAGCAGUGGCGGCGGCGGGCCGAUGAGUGCGAACACGCCGGCGAGAGCGUUCAGCUUCCCGCUGCAAGGUGGGAACAACGACGUCCAACCCGAGGACAUCGAUGUGAACAUGGACGAGGACUUCAACUGGGCAGACUGGGGACAGAGCCUAAUGGAGUCGACUGGUGCAAAUAUGGGAGGCGUUUGGAGUGCACACGGGAUAUAG
Molecule: messenger RNA, 2922 nt
Organism: Diaporthe citri
Lineage: Eukaryota; Fungi; Ascomycota; Sordariomycetes; Diaporthales; Diaporthaceae
Exons: 3
Coding region: 1-2922 (973 amino acids)
Biological process (GO): DNA-templated transcription; regulation of DNA-templated transcription
Molecular function (GO): zinc ion binding; DNA binding; DNA-binding transcription factor activity, RNA polymerase II-specific
Source: RefSeq, a predicted model, not a curated record